This is a messenger RNA of Ruditapes philippinarum (Manila clam), 444 nucleotides long. RefSeq lists its product as uncharacterized. The record is from RefSeq and is a predicted model, not a curated record. The transcript has 3 exons. Bases 88 to 444 code for a protein of 118 amino acids. NCBI's taxonomy places the organism in Eukaryota, Metazoa, Mollusca, Bivalvia, Venerida, Veneridae.
GACCGCCUGGAUUUAUUGGAUGUUACACUGACAAACCUGAAAGAAUAUUAUCAAAAACAUUGUCAGUCAGUAAUCUCAGCACUGGAGAUGCCUGCAUACAACAGUGUAAGAACGCCGGCUACAGAUAUGCUGGAACAGAGUUGGAUCACUGUUUUUGUGGACACACGUAUAAAAAUUACCCGCAAGGAACAGGGUGUACUUCAUGGUGUUUUGGCAAUAGUUAUGAAAAAUGUGGAGGUCACUGGCAUAUCUCGAUCUAUGAUACUUCAGAGAAACCCGCUCCAAUCAUUGAAUAUGAAGUUUCUUCAAGUUACCUCGGAUGUUACUUUGACAGACCCGAACGAAUACUGUCAACAAAAUUGUCUCACAACAACCAAAAUACUGGUGAUAGCUGUAAACAACAGUGUAUGGCCGCUGGCUACAAAUUCGCUGGAACAGAGGUAA